AUGGGAAAGAAGAAGAUGCCAAUGAAAACAAAAGAACUAUCGUUAGCCAUGGCAGAAUCAUCAUCAGUAAUUGGAGAGGUACAAGUGCAACAGCAACAGGGACAACUUAUUACCCCAAGAAAGAGAGGCAGGCCUAGGAAAAUAGUGGAUAAAAGUGAAGAAGAUGAUGAAGAAGGUAUGCAAGAAGAGAUGGAGUUAAAGAAAGCAAAGUCAAAUGAAGAGUUGGUCAAAAAAGAAGAUAAAGAACCAUCGUCUCCUACUACUAUCACUACUAUUGCUGCUAACAAGGAUCAACCCAGAAGAAGCAGAAGAAAAAGCAAGCCAAGAAAAAGUUGCUAG
Messenger RNA from Lactuca virosa, 339 nucleotides. The record is from the annotation of a GenBank genome assembly. NCBI's taxonomy places the organism in Eukaryota, Viridiplantae, Streptophyta, Magnoliopsida, Asterales, Asteraceae.